AUGCCUCAACUUGAGAUUGUUCCACUUAAGUUCGAGGUCGUUCAAACAGUGGACGAGUCACCUGCUUCUAUUCAGCUACAGUCAUCACAAGGCGAGUACAAAUUCAGCUUCGAAGCUUUGAAACCGGGACUGUUUCGUACAACGUUUACGUCUCCCAAACAUCUGCUCCCACCGCAUCGAUCUGUGCCACUACCAUCUACUAAUUUGGAGGAUGCCAACGUACAGCAUCAGUCUUCUAGUGCAACUACGAAGUCGUUUCAGGUGGACAAAAUAACUGCGAGCAUCGACUGGACAACUGGGCCGCCCCUUCUGGCCCUUGGGUUUGCUGGUCAAGAUACGCCCAUUCACUCUGACCUUCCUCAUCGCGCCUAUGUCACCGAUGGAACUGGAAUAGCACACUACACAAAAUACAACAACGGCACAUUGCAUGUUGGUCUGGGUGAGAAAGCUGCUCCUAUGGACCUCUCCAACCGUCACUUCGUUUUGUCAGCAACUGAUAGCUUCGGCUACGACGUGUACCGCUCAGACCCGCUUUACAAGCACAUUCCGCUUCUGAUCAACGCUACGCCUCAAGGAUGUGUGGGAGUAUUCUCUUCUUCCCAUGCUCGGGGUUUCUAUUCGAUUGGUUCCGAGAUGGAUGGUAUGUGGGGACGCUUCAAGGUCUACCGCCAAGAACAUGGAGGGCUUGAGGAGUUCAUCAUACUUGGCGCCACCAUCAAGGAUGUAGUACGGAUCUACGCAGAUCUCGUCGGAUACCCUCUUUUGGUCCCGAGAUGGGCCUUCGGAUACCUUGCGGGAGGGAUGAAAUAUAGUAUGCUGGAUGAGCCGCGUGCAUCAGAUGCGCUGAUGGAGUUUGCAAGAAAGAUGAAAAAGCACGACAUAUCUUGCUCAGGCUUUCAAAUGAGUUCCGGCUAUACUGUUGCUGAAACAGAACCAAAGACACGCAAUGUCUUCACCUGGAACCGACACCGUUUUCCUGACCCCAAAGGCUUCAUAGAUGCUUUUCACGAGCAAGGCAUACGCUUAAUUGCCAAUGUCAAACCCUACGUACUUGAAAACCACCCCGAGUACGAAAAGUUAAAGGCAGCCGGCGCUUUUUUCACAGACCCUGUUACUGAUUGCUCAGCUCAAGCGAGGCUGUGGAGCGCUGGUGGUGGUGAGAGUGGUCUAGGCGGUCACAUCGACUUCACAUCUGAAGCAGGAUAUCGCUGGUGGUACGAAGGCAUCAGGGAUCUCAAGCGCGUAGGUAUUGACUGCAUCUGGAACGACAACAACGAAUACACCAUACCUAACGACCAGUGGCAAUGUGCAUUAACUGAGCCUUCCGUAAACCAGGACAAAAAUGGCAGCUAUUGCAAAGACGUCGGAUUCUGGGGACGAUCGCUCAAUACUGAGCUAAUGGGCAAGAGUUCUUACGAUGCUACGCUGGAUGUCGAGCCAGAUCAGCGACCAUUUAUUCUCACUCGGAGCGCAACAGCUGGCACUUUGAGGUACUGCGCUAGCGCGUGGAGUGGUGACAAUGUUACGAGCUGGGAAGGUAUGAAAGGAGCUAAUGCUUUGUCCUUGGGUGCUGGCAUGUGCUUAAUGCAGUGCUACGGCCACGACAUUGGUGGUUUCGAAGGACCGCAACCUACACCAGAGCUCCUUGUGCGCUGGUGUCAGCAAGGCAUCUAUUCUUCACGUUUUGCGAUCAACUGUUUCAAGACUUCCCCAGAGAACAACAGCGUCGGUGACGUUAUCGAACCUUGGAUGUACGAGGAGACUACCUCGCUGGUUCGCGAUAUCAUCAAGCGCCGAUACGAACUCAUUCCGUAUCUGUAUUCACUUGCACUCAAUUCUCACUUGACUGCGACUCCACCGCAACGCUGGACGGGAUGGGGCUUCGAGAAAGAUGCAGAGGUAUGGAGCAAUAAGGUUAUAACCGAUGGUGAGACACAGUACUGGCUCGGUGAUGCCUUGCUUGUCGGAGGCGUGUUCGAACCCGGCGCUUCAGUAGCGAGAAUGUACCUCCCCAAAGACGCAUCCGAUCCCGAUCUCCAAUUCCUUGACGUCAACAACUCUUCUCAAGCCUACUACAAGGCUGGCCAGUGGAUCGAGAUCUCAGCCAGAUGGGACCAGAGCAUCCCUGUGCUCGCAAAGGUUGGCACGGCCAUUCCUGUCGGUCGCCCAGAACAGACGCUUGCUGUAGGCGAAAAAUCGAAUCCAGCAAACUUGCAGCUUGACGACUAUCGCGCCGUGGAGCUCUUCCCGCCAAAAGGCUCGUCAAACGGGAAAAUAUUCACGACUACUUGGUAUGAAGAUGAUGGGAUCAGCCCACCGCCGGCCAGCGUAUCAAUCUUUGAGUUGCGCUACACGACGACCGAAGACGUGGUCGCGGCUGAGCUGGAGAAGAAGCUUCAACCAGGCUUCCAAACAGUGUGGAAUCAACUAGUGGUCAUUCUCCCGGCUGGCGACACGCGUGCCGUGAAGCUCGACGGGCACCAUGCCGAACUCGUCAAAACGGAUGACAAAGGCCGUGUUCACUUCCGAGCCAAAAGCACUGAUCAUUAG
Messenger RNA from Ascochyta rabiei, 2550 nucleotides. RefSeq lists its product as uncharacterized. NCBI's taxonomy places the organism in Eukaryota, Fungi, Ascomycota, Dothideomycetes, Pleosporales, Didymellaceae. The record is from RefSeq and is a predicted model, not a curated record. Gene Ontology annotation, biological process: carbohydrate metabolic process. The coding region runs from base 1 to 2550 and encodes 849 amino acids. Gene Ontology annotation, molecular function: carbohydrate binding; hydrolase activity, hydrolyzing O-glycosyl compounds. The transcript has a single exon.